Molecule: messenger RNA, 828 nt
Organism: Strongyloides ratti
Lineage: Eukaryota; Metazoa; Nematoda; Chromadorea; Rhabditida; Strongyloididae
Product: Peptidyl-prolyl cis-trans isomerase, FKBP-type, domain-containing protein
Exons: 2
Coding region: 1-828 (275 amino acids)
Molecular function (GO): peptidyl-prolyl cis-trans isomerase activity
Source: RefSeq, a predicted model, not a curated record
AUGUUUAAUAAAAUUAAUAUAAUAAUUAAAUUUAUCCUUCUUAUUACUAUAUUUUCUGUUUUUAUUUAUGGAGAAGAUACUGAAGAAAAGUUAAAAUGGAUUGAAGAUGAUGGUUUAGAAAUUAAAAUUGUUAAACCUAUAAAUCCUGAAAAAUGUAAAAUUAAGUCACAGGCUGGUGAUAUUGUUGAUCAAUAUUAUAAACUUAGUGAUAAAGAUGGACAAGUAAUUGGAACUAAUUGGGGAAAAAAACCAUAUACAUUUACUCUUGGAAAAGGACAAGUUAUUGCUGGAAUGGAUCGUGCCAUGACUGGUAUGUGUAUUGGAGAGAAAAGAAAAGUUGUCAUUCCUGGUAAACUUGGAUUUGGUGAUGAUGGAAGAGAUCGUGAUGGUAUAAAGGGAGAUCAAACUCUUUAUUAUACAGUACAACUUGUUGAUCUCUUUCGCCCUGUACCUGGUGGAUCAUUUACCGAUGAUGAUGGUCUCCAAGUUACCAUUACCCACAAAAUCGAUGAAGAUAAAUGUAAAAAAUCAGCUCCUGGAGAUACAAUUCAUCAACAAUAUACAUUACAUUUAGAAGAUGGAACAUUUGUUGAUAGUAGUUUUAGUAGAAAUUCACCAUUCAUCUUUAAAUUAGGAGCAACACCAAGACAAGUUAUUGAAGGUAUGGAUCGUGCCAUGACUGGUAUGUGUGAAGGAGAAAGAAGAAAAGUUGUCAUACCAAGUGCUCUUGGAUAUGGUGAAAGUGGAAGAUUACCACAAAUUCCAGGUGGUGCAACCCUUUACUUUGAUAUUGAAUUAGAAAAGUUAAUCAAAAAAGAUGAGCUUUAA